AUGAGAUUUUUUUCACCUAGGACACUCAAUGCUAAGUCUUGGCCCUCCAGAGCCGACUACGACACCUCAAAUUCCAUUGAAACUCGAAAAUACCUCAAGACCUACGGUCUGACUCCUCCCGGUGUCGAAACAUUCGAGAACCAGCUCAAGCGAUGUCUUGCCAUUCUCAACUCGCGGGAGACGCCAAUUGAGAAGUACCAAUAUCUCUCCGUCCUUCGCAACACGAACGUCCACCUCUUCUACCGAUUGUUGUCAGAGAACAUCAAGGAGCUCACUCCUCUCAUUUACACCCCUACUGUAGGCGAGGCGUGCCAAAGAUGGUCGGAGUUGUACACACAGCCAGAGGGUCUCUACCUCUCGUACGAGGACAAGGGGCAUCUUCACUCGGUCAUCCAAAACUGGCCUCACGAUGUCGAGAUUACUGUCGUCACUGACGGUUCCCGCAUCUUGGGUCUUGGCGACCUUGGUGUAAACGGCAUGGGAAUUCCAGUCGGAAAGCUCUCCCUCUACACUGCCUGCGCCGGUAUCCACCCAUUGAGGACACUCCCACUCUGCUUGGAUCUCGGGACGAGUAAUGAGGCUUCCAGAAACGACCCUCUAUACCUUGGUAGCAGGAGGCCUAAAGUCACUGCCGAAGAGGAGAAGGAAUUCCUUGAUGAAAUGAUGGCUGCUCUCACCGAGCGAUGGCCAAGCAUUGUCAUCCAGUAUGAGGACUUCAAGAACCCAUUCCCAUCUCUCGAAAGAUAUCAGGACACCUACACCAUGUUCAACGACGACAUCCAGGGUACCGGCGCUGUCAUAUUGGGCGGCUUCAUCAACGCUGUCAAGCAGUCCGGUGUAGCCCCAGCCGAUCAGCGUGCUGUUUUUCUCGGCGCCGGCAGUGCCGGUGUCGGUGUUGCUAAACAGCUGACUGAAUUCUUCAUGAAGGAGGGCCUGUCUGAGGAUGAGGCCCGGAAGCGAUUCUGGCUCGUUGACUCCCAAGGUAUGGUCGCUCUGGAUAGACCUGGCAAGCUCGCCGAGCACAAGCUCUACUUCGCUCGUGACGAUAACAACGGCCAACAAUACAAGACUCUCGAAGAGGUUGUGGAAUACGUCAAGCCAACUAUUCUGAUGGGUCUCUCCACAAUCGGUGGCGCUUUCACACCCAAGAUUCUGGAGCGCAUGGCAGAACUAAACGACAAGCCGGUCAUCUUCCCACUUUCCAACCCGUCAAGCAAGUCCGAAUGCACAUUCGAGGAAGCGAUCAAAUACACCAAGGGCAAGUGUUUGUUCGCUUCCGGUUCGCCAUUCCCAACCCUCAACUGGGAAGGCAAGGACCUCACUCCUGGCCAGGGCAACAACAUGUAUGUUUUCCCGGGAAUCGGCCUCGGUGCUAUUCUCUCGAAAUCGGUCAACGUCACCCAAAACAUGAUCUACGCAUCCGCCGAAGGUCUUUCAACAUCGCUCUUACCCUCAGAAGUGGCCGAUAACUGGCUAUACCCCGACAUCCGCCGCAUUCGCGAAGUGUCCGUCGUCGUGACUCGCGUUGUCAUCCGUGCCGCACAAAAGGACGGCAUGGAUCGUGAACUCGCUCUCCGAAAUCUUUCGGAUGAAGAGCUCGAUGAAUACAUCCGUGCUAGGAUGUAUGACCCCUUUACGGAACAUGAGAAGAUUGGGGAGGAAAUUAAGGAACUCACUGGACAUGCUACUGGUAUCAAUGGCUCAAAGUCUUUAUCUAUUGAGAGGCCUAUCACGGCUGACGGUGCUCCUUCUAGUGGACAACAAACUCAUGGCGAACCUUUGAGUGCGCAUUGA
Molecule: messenger RNA, 1794 nt
Organism: Pseudocercospora fijiensis CIRAD86
Lineage: Eukaryota; Fungi; Ascomycota; Dothideomycetes; Mycosphaerellales; Mycosphaerellaceae
Exons: 5
Coding region: 1-1794 (597 amino acids)
Biological process (GO): malate metabolic process; pyruvate metabolic process
Cellular component (GO): mitochondrion
Molecular function (GO): malate dehydrogenase (decarboxylating) (NAD+) activity; NAD binding
Source: RefSeq, a predicted model, not a curated record